AGUAUAUUUAGUUUAAUUUACUAUUUAUAGCUAAUACCAUUUAAUUUUAUACUGUUAGCUAUAUCAUUAUAGCUACAAUUUUAUAACACUUGACAUAUACUAUAGAUUGCAUAGACAUAAACAUGAUUAGGAGGAGAGAAAUAAUCCCCAACGUUUUUAUAACCACAAAGAGAUAUAUUAGUAAUGAAUCAAGUAAGAAAGGUGCUAAAAGAUUCAUGCAAACUAUCCCUAUAACAGGUAGUGGUAAAAGUUUGAAUAAUGGAUUUUAUUCCGGAUUAAUAGGUACAGGAGAAAAGUCUACUAGUGAAGCAGGAUCAAAUAUAUUAUCUAAAUGGUCGUCUCAUAAGUUAACAUUUCCUGUAGAAGAAAAGACUUCAACUACACAGCCUCCAUUGAGAAGAUCUAGAAACUCAAGGUUUGCGGCAAAGACAUUGACUACGAAUGAAAUCGAUAAUGGAGUCAUUGAAAUUGAAUCUCCUAAAGCUAUGUCUGCGCCAAUUUCACAACCAGUUAAUACCGAUACAUCUGCUGCAGCUAUUCCAACUAUUACCACAACUACAACCACCACCCCACCUAAGAAGAGAAGAACCUUACGACCAAGAAAAGCUUUAAUCACUUUAACCCCAAGUGCUACUGAACAUUUGACUGCAUUAUUAAAUCAACCAAAUCCGAAAUUAAUUCGUAUUGGAGUAAGAAAUAGAGGUUGCUCUGGAUUAACUUAUCAUUUAGAAUAUGUUGAUGAACCAGGUAAAUUUGAUGAAACAAUUGAACAAGAUGGAGUCAAAGUCUUAAUUGAUUCAAAGGCAUUAUUUUCUAUUGUAGGGUCAGAAAUGGACUGGUUGGACGAUAAAUUAUCAUCAAGAUUUAUUUUUAAAAAUCCAAAUUCCAAAGGAACUUGUGGAUGUGGUGAAUCGUUUAUGGUAUGAUACUUAAAUUAAUCGAUGAUCUUGUAAUGACCCCCCUACAUAUUUAAUGAAGAAUAUAGAAUGCAUUUUUAGCAUAGAUUAUAGCAUAUACACAAUUAUUUAAUGAAAAUUCAUGAUAUUUA
Molecule: messenger RNA, 1048 nt
Organism: Scheffersomyces amazonensis
Lineage: Eukaryota; Fungi; Ascomycota; Pichiomycetes; Serinales; Debaryomycetaceae
Gene: ISA1
Product: Fe-binding Fe/S cluster assembly protein
Exons: 1
Coding region: 123-926 (267 amino acids)
Biological process (GO): iron-sulfur cluster assembly
Cellular component (GO): mitochondrion; cytoplasm
Molecular function (GO): 2 iron, 2 sulfur cluster binding
Source: RefSeq, a predicted model, not a curated record